Molecule: messenger RNA, 3052 nt
Organism: Impatiens glandulifera
Lineage: Eukaryota; Viridiplantae; Streptophyta; Magnoliopsida; Ericales; Balsaminaceae
Product: protein FAR1-RELATED SEQUENCE 3-like
Exons: 6
Coding region: 363-2945 (860 amino acids)
Biological process (GO): regulation of DNA-templated transcription
Molecular function (GO): zinc ion binding
Source: RefSeq, a predicted model, not a curated record
AGAAAAAGAAAGUGGGAGUGAGGUCCCCGGCGGCGGUGGGUGUUAUCGUCGAAAGUUCUUCGCCGGUGGUUAUUAGGUGCACCGUCGUCUUUUCGUUGGUCUGUCACUCCACAGUUCCGGUGACCUAAGUUUUCUAAUCUCAAUCCUUAUUCACAAACGUCACUUUGAAUUUGGCUGAAAAGAAUCAUCAUUUGCCUGUUAGUAGGUAAAUUUUGGGGUUUAGUUCCGUCUUGCCCCCCUUUGAUGUGGAAUUGUUGCAUGCAUCCAUGUUGGCCCCAGUUCUGAACAUUGAGAUAUGAUGAGAAGCUACAGUUGGCCAGUUACUCAAUAGAGAAAUAAGCCACAUGGUUGUAUAAUAAAAAAUGGAGGUAGAGGUAAAGGAGGCUGCAAAGAAUAAGAGUAGAAGACAAGUUCUCCGGAGAGCAAAAGUUUCACGUAAUAUGAUUGAUAACCAGAGUAUGAGUGAAAAUUCUUCUGAGAAAGAGGCUGCUAACGAGGAUGAUGAUUCUAUUGUGAAGCCUUAUGUCGGUAUGGAGUUUGAAUCUGAAGAAGCUGCCAAGAUAUUCUAUGAUGCUUAUGCCAGGCAUGUGGGUUUUAGUACCCAUGUUGGUCAAUAUAGCCGUACUAUGCCUGAUGGACCAAUAAUUUCUUGGGAUUUUGCUUGUCCUAAAGAGGUAUUCAAAAGGAAAAAUGUCGAAAGUUGUAAAGCGAUGCUUACAAUAGAGAGAAGGGAUCCAAAUUGUUGGGUUGUGACAAAGUUUGUAGCUGAUCAUAACCAUUCUACUGUAAGUCCCAGCAAGGUAAAGUUUCUGCGACCUUGGAAACAUUUUGCUGGAGCUGAAAAAAAUGUGUCUGAGACCUUAGACUCCACAGCUGAUGUUCUUGCAUAUACUCAUGGAAAUAAUACAUUUCUUGAUUCCAUUCAUGGAUGUAGUAGGAGUGCAUCAUUAGAACCAAAAAUCCAAAUAACUCCUGCAAAUGCAAGCGAUCCCAAACACAUUACGAGGAUGCCGGCAAAUUUCAUUGAACCUGUCUUCAGAAAGAAAACCCUUGGAAGAGAUGCUCAAAAUAUCCUCAACUAUUUCAAAAAGAUGCAGGCUGAGAAUCCUGGAUUUUACUAUGCAAUUCAACUAGAUGAUGAUAACCGAAUGACAAAUAUCUUUUGGGCAGAUGCAAGAUCCCGUAUUGCUUACAGUCGGUUUGGCGAUGCAGUUACUUUCGAUACAAUGUAUAGACCAAAUCAGUAUCAGGUUCCAUUUGCUCCUUUUACUGGUAUAAAUCAUCACGGUGAAAUGGUUUUGUUCGGAUGUGCACUACUUUUAGAUGAGUCUGAAUCCUCCUUUAUUUGGUUGUUUAAGACUUGGCUAUCUGCAAUGAAUGAUUAUCAUCCUGUUUCUAUAACAACUGAUCAAGAUAGAGCCAUUCAGGUAGCAGUCAGUCAGGUGCUUCCAGAGACGCGUCACUGCAUUUGCAGAUGGCACAUCUUGAGAGAAGGCCAAGAAAGAUUAGCUCACAUAUUUCUCGCUCAUCCUUCUUUGUAUGGAGAAUUAUAUAACUGCAUUAACUCUUCUGAUGCAGUUGAGGAUUUUGAAUCGACAUGGUGCUCUCUUCUUCACAGUUAUAAUAUCCAGAAGAAUGAAUGGCUUCAAGCUGUCUACACUGCUAGACAUCAAUGGGCUCCUGUAUAUUUCCGGGAUGCUUUUUUUGGUGCACUCUCGUCAAACCAUGGCAAUAGAUCUUUUUUCGAUGGAUAUGUGAAUCAACAGACAAUUCUUCCAAUGUUUUUCAAGCAGUAUGAAAGGGCUUUGGAACAUUCACUAGAGAGGGAAAAUGAAGCAGAUUUCGAUACAAUUUGCACAACACCUGUCCUGAAGACACCAUCACCUAUGGAACAACAGGCGGCAAAUCUUUACACCAAGAAGGUUUUUGCUAAAUUCCAAGAGGAACUGGUUGAAACAUUUGUAUAUACUGCAAAUAAUAUCGAGGAUGAUGGAUUUGUCAGCAAAUAUAGAGUUGCAAAAUAUGAACAUGAUGAAAAGGCAUACAUUGUUAGUGUGGACAUGGCCGAGGUGAGAGCAAGUUGCAGCUGCCAGAUGUUUGAAUACUCAGGCAUUCUCUGCAGACACAUAUUAACUGUUUUCACAGUGACGAAUGUUCUCACACUUCCCUCACAUUACAUAUUGAAGAGAUGGACAAUGAAUGGCCGGAUUGGCCAUGGAAUUGAUGAAUAUGAUGCUCCUACUCAGGGAAUUGAGUCUUUGACGGCUCGAUUCAAUAGUUUAUGUCGAGAAGCCAUUCAAUAUGCAGAGGAAGGGGCUGUUUCCAUGGAGACUUAUAACACAGCAAUGACCUUUCUGAGAGAUGGGGCAAGAGAAGUAUCUGCUGUUAAAAGAACUACUGCGAAAAUUACAAGUGAUGACAGUAACAAGAAAAAUUAUUUAUCAACUCCUGUGGCGAGUCCAUCUUGGCCCUGGCAAGAUGCAAUUCCUCAACGUUUUAAUCUUAAUGCUAUAGGAGUUCCUGGAAGUGAUCUGAAUAAGACAAGUACAGCUCCUAUUUCCAUUAAUGGGGACAAUGUCUCUUCAGAUAGCCAGGUGGUUCUUACUUGCUUCAAGGCCAUAACUUGGCUCAUUGAGAAUCAGAAUUCUUCUGUUUCCAGUAAAGCUGCUGUAAUUAACCUAAAGUUGCAAGAUUAUGGUAAGAUUCCUUCAGGGGAAAAUGAUGUUCAGUUUAGACUCACAAAGGUCACCCUUGAACCUAUGUUGAAAUCCAUGGUUUACAUCAGUCAGCAGCUCUCAACACCAACUAAUAAAGUUGCUGUUAUCAAUUUGAAGCUACAAGACAUAAAUACUACAUAUGGGGAAACAGAAGUGAAGUUCCAAGUUUCAAGAGAUACUCUUGGUUCUAUGUUAAGAUCAAUGUCCUACAUCCAUGAGCAACUUUGAGAUUCAGUGAGUGAUAGAUCUAUUCUAGUUAUUUUUUGAUUAUCUAGCAUAUUUUGAGAUUAGAAACACAUCAGUUGUUGACAUGUUUCUCUACUUUGAGUUACAAA